CCCCGCCAUUCGCACCAUGAAGCCCCUGACGUGCCUGCUAGUGGUGGCUGCGCUGGCGGCGGCCUCGGCCGCGGAAGAGGCCGCGAAGGCCGAGGCCCAGCCCAGCCAGCAGCAGCAGGCGGAAGCAGACGACAAGAAGACUGACAAGCGCGGCAUCAUGAACCUGGGAUACGGCAUCCCGAUCGCAUACGGCCAAGGCCUCGGACACGGCCUCGGCCACGGCAUCCCCAUCAUGCUGAGUUCCGGCUACGGCCACGGCCUCCAGGGCCUCCACGGCCUUCAGGGGCUCGGCACCCCCAUCCUGCUGUCCGGCCUCAACGGCCAGCACGGCCAGCCCACCCACGCCAUCCUGCUGGCGGCCCCCGCCCACGGGGCCUACCAGCUUUCCGGCCUUUCCGGCCUCUCUGGGCUUUCCGGGCUGUCCGGGCUUUCCGGUCUGUCCAGCCUGUCCAGUGGCGCGCACGGCCACCACGCCCCCCAGACCGUGGUCCUCACCAAGCAUGUGCCUUACUCCAUCCCCCAGCCCGUGCCCGUGACCAUCACCAAGCACGUGCCCUACCCCGUCAAGGUGGCUGUGCCCUACCCCGUGGACCGCCCCUACGAGGUGCCCGUCCCCAAGCCCUACACCGUGGAGGUCAAGCGCCCUGUGCCCGUGCCCGUCGAGAAGCCGUACCCCGUGGAGGUCAAGGUCCCCGUGAAGGUGCCCGUGCCCGCGCCCUACCCCGUCACCGUCAACAAGCCCUACGCCGUGCACGUCGAAGUGCCGAAGCCCUACAAGGUGCCCGUCAAGGUGCCCGUCUACGUCAAGGAGCACCACGAGGAGCACUACAGCGCGCCCAGCGAGCACUACGCUAGCUCCGGCGAGCACUACAGCGCCCCCAGCGAGUCCUACGGCCAGCCCAGCGAGUCCUACGGCCCGCCGUCCGACUCCAGGUACGAGCACUCGAGCAGCAGCUACAGCGAGGACUCGUACCACCACUGAGUCAGUCUAGUCUAAGUUCACCACAUCAUCAACAUCCCUGUUGUUAUUGUUAUGUUGUUUUGUUGACUACUUUUGUAAAUAAACCUCGUUUUUACUUUGAUAUUUA
Molecule: messenger RNA, 1088 nt
Organism: Thrips palmi
Lineage: Eukaryota; Metazoa; Arthropoda; Insecta; Thysanoptera; Thripidae
Product: skin secretory protein xP2-like
Exons: 2
Coding region: 17-982 (321 amino acids)
Source: RefSeq, a predicted model, not a curated record